CAGUGAAUGUGAUGACGUAGUCGAAAAAUUGCCAAACAAACUAUGGCGACAGAGGAAAUCACUGGGAAUAUCGACAUGGCGGCCGCUAUAACCCCUUCUUCUCACGUCCAACAUGCUAAAGACUGGCUUUGGCAGCGGAAAGCUCAGAUGAAACCAUGGACAGAGUUUUUUAAGGGUUCGCGCUUUAGCCGGCCAAAGACGGUCGCUGAAGCUGGAAGAAGGGUCAUGAAGAACUUGGAGGAAUAUCAAAGCAACUAUGUGGUUAUAACGCUUCUUUUGAUUUUUUACUGUGUUCUUUCAUCACCAUUGCUACUGAUAGCAUUAUCAGUUGCUGGGGGUGGCUGUUUCUACAUAUCUUACAAAAACCAAGGACAGAAGAUACGAGUGUUAGGUCGUGACCUAAGCAGAGCAGAACAGUAUGGACUUGUGUUACUGAUCAGUCUUCCCCUCUUCAUUUUGGCUUCAGCGGGAUCAACAGUGUUUUGGAUUAUAGGGGCAUCAAUCUUUACAGUUGGACUUCAUGCAUCUAUGUUGAGCACAUCGGACACACCUGAAAUAACAGAGCAGAUAACAAUGGAAGAAGUUUAAUUAAAAGAAGUGGAAGAAUGAUGAUUUGGUAUACAGCAACAGUGGGAAUAAAAAACCUUAUGUCAAAUGACUGUGCUCUACAGAAUCAUCAGUGUUAACAAACUAAAAUAAGCCAUCUGAAGUUCUUGAGGGGCAUGUUACUUCUAGUUAGAAUGGUUGUCUAGAUCACUCAUGGGAGUCAAAGAGUGAAAUAAUGACACAUCCUGUACAGUAGUAUCCAUCUUUACUGUAGGCAAAAUAAUUUUUUUCCUUUUAAAUCAAUAGUAAAUUAUUAUGAAGUGUUAGCUCACAAGACCAAAGACCAGUGGUAGAGAUAUCUAACAAAGAUAUAUUUUAUUUUAGUCCUAAAUCCUCAGCUAUUUAAUAUCUUAACUGAAGUUUGCUCACACUUUUCCUUUGCGUAAUGUUUUUUUUUUUCAUUGCACUGGAUGUGUUAAAUGUUAUGUCUAAGUAUUACACACAGUAAUUAGUUCAAAAUGAAAGCAAUAAAAGUUGCAUCUACUCAAGAGUAAAAAUUCAACUUUACCAUGCAAUAAAAUAUUAUGUGGUUCAAUUUUU
Messenger RNA from Stylophora pistillata, 1146 nucleotides. Its product is annotated as prenylated Rab acceptor protein 1. The record is from RefSeq and is a predicted model, not a curated record. Gene Ontology annotation, cellular component: Golgi apparatus. NCBI's taxonomy places the organism in Eukaryota, Metazoa, Cnidaria, Anthozoa, Scleractinia, Pocilloporidae.